UACUGCUAAUACCAGCAAGGGCCUGCGAAGGAAACCAGCGCAUUAGUAUAGAAAGAGCUACAAAAAUGAUUGAAGACGUGGAGGAGAAUAUACCUGUUUUCCUCUCUUUUAACAAUCUUGGUGUAAAGAUCGGCGAUCGGGAAAUUCUUCGAAAUGUAAGCGGGAAAGUCAACCCAGGGGAAUUGUUAGCUGUGAUGGGCCCUAGUGGUUCUGGUAAAACAACAUUGCUAAAUAUUCUUGCUGGAAGAAUGUUUCCAGAAAGUGGUGAAAUCCUUCUCAAUGGUACACAGUUGAACAAGAAACUGAAGAAGGCUAUUUGUUAUGUCCUGCAAGAAGACAUUUUCUUUGCCAAUCUUACUCUUCGGGAAACUCUUACUUUUUCUGCAAUGCUUCGCCUGCCAGAUGCCUUGUCUAAAGCUGAAAAGUUACAAAAGGUAGAUGAAAUUGUUGACAGCUUGGAUAUCAGGAAGUGCUUAGAUACAAAGAUUGGAAGUCCUUUUGAAAGAGGGUUAUCAGGAGGAGAGAAAAAAAGGGCAAACAUUGGUUCAGAGUUAAUAACAAAUCCUUCCUUGAUUUACCUGGAUGAACCAACAUCUGGGUUAGACUCUAGCAAUGCCUUGAACCUUGUUAAGACUCUGAAGAGCUUUGCAGCCAGAGAAAAAAAGACAGUGGUAACCACCAUUCACCAGCCAUCAAGCCAGAUCUUUUACAUGUUUGACAAGGUUUUAUUGCUCUGUGGAGGACAGGUAGCAUAUUAUGGAAAGGCCAGUAGAGUUCUUGAUUUCUUUGAAAGUGUUGGUUUGGUUUGUGAUGCUCAUUUUAAUCCAGCUGAUUUUAUAUUGGAAAAGGUUACUGAAGGAGAGGAAGUUCAAGAAAGGAUUGUCCAAGGCUGGGCUGAAAGACAGAAAAGACGUCAGAAAUAUUCAGCAAUUUCCUACAACCAUAGACCAGGAAGAACUGAUACCCCAAGUCCUACUCCAGAGAAGGAUGACAAGGACAAAUCACAGGAUAUGGCGAGUGAAACGAGCCCUAAAAAUGGGCAGCAAAAAGCUACUGAAGAGUUACAGAACAAGGAUGAUGUGUCUGUUCAUUGUACUUCAGAUGUACAUGAGGUAGAUGAGAACUCUGAAGUCCCUGAAAAAGAAAAUAAAACAAGUCCUGCAUCUGACAGAAGUGGUGAGUCCACUGGUGAGCUGUCAGUUGCUGACAGUUCGAAUGAACAGAAAGAUACACUAAGGCAGGAGAAUGGAGGUGAAUUCUCGUCUGAGGAGAUGCUGGACAAAGAAAAAGAAAGUAAGACAGGCAAUGGGCUUAUACCAUUUGGAAAUGAUGGACUGCCUUCAGAGAUGAGUGAGAGUUCAAACCUCUUGGCUUCAAAUCCCAAACCAUCUGCAUCUAAGACCCUUUGGAGGAACGUGAGAGACUCAUUCACCAAAUCUUCAGAUCAUCUUCCACAAGUCCCCUCAGAAAUCCUGGUACCAGUAGCAGAUGUCAAUGUGGCUGUUGUAUCUUACAAGCGUAGUACAUCACGUGAUUAUUCUAAAAUAGAUGUUCAUGAUGACGAUGAAGAUCAUUCUGCCCUGUACUCAGAUAUUUCCACAUCAUGGCCCACAAGUUUCUGGACACAGUUCACAGUUCUCCUACUUAGAACGUUUAAGCAGUCCAAACCAGAUAUUUUGUCUAAGUUAGAGUUAUCACAGAACUUGCUUCUUGCCCUCGUUUCGGGCUUGAUCUGGUUCCAGCUUCCUUACAAAGAGAAGAGCAUUGAAGACAGAUAUUCACUGCUGUUUUUCGUUGUGGUUUAUUGGAUGUUUAAUCCACUCUUCCAAGCUCUGUUAUCAUUUCCAAGUGAAAGGACUGUAGUAAAUAAAGAACGUGCUGCUGGCUACUACAGACUCUCUGCAUACUAUUUAGCCAAGUUGUUCAGUGAAUUACCUCUGGUCUUAUGUCAGCCGACCCUGUUCUAUACGGCAGUCUAUUGGAUGACGGGUUUAAACAGAAGCGAGUCCUUCCUCGGUGGCCUUUUCGUGCUUUUGUUAACAGCCAUAACAGGACAGUCCAUAGGUUUGUGUAUCGGCGCCACAGUAAUGAACUUCAAGAAGUCAAUAGUGGUGUGUGCUGUAUAUGGUCUGACCUGUAUGUUGUUGGGCGGAUUCUACCAGAAAAACAUACCCUCAUGGCUAUCUUGGUUUCAGUACGCUGCUUUCUUGAAGUAUUCUUAUGAGGCUUCCCUUGUCAUUGAAUUUGCUAAUUCUCCAUCAUUCAGUUGCUCGGCGACUGAGUCUUCUUACGGUAAAUGCCACAACAAUGGAACCGUCAUCGAAGGAACGGACAUUUUAGAGAGGCUGAAUGUGACAAGAUCUGUGGGAGAAAACAUUGCUGUACUUCUCUGUUUUAUUUUUAUAUUCAGAAUUUUGACAUAUCUUUCUUUACGCUACUUACACAAGCCAAAGUGAUUUCGGUAUUCAGAGACACUGCACGAGCGAUCUGUUAUUUCCUUGUGUUACGUUAAGAUGUCAACUUGUAGCCAUUUGACAACUGACAUAUGUUUAGCGGUGACCACUUUUCAACCUGUCAGAAUGGUAUUGGGUUGAUCAAGCAACGUGAGAAUUAAAUA
This is a messenger RNA of Pocillopora verrucosa, 2617 nucleotides long. RefSeq lists its product as uncharacterized. Gene Ontology annotation, cellular component: membrane. NCBI's taxonomy places the organism in Eukaryota, Metazoa, Cnidaria, Anthozoa, Scleractinia, Pocilloporidae. Gene Ontology annotation, molecular function: ABC-type transporter activity; ATP binding; ATP hydrolysis activity. Gene Ontology annotation, biological process: transmembrane transport. The record is from RefSeq and is a predicted model, not a curated record.